Chironomus riparius is the source of this 3147-nucleotide messenger RNA. NCBI's taxonomy places the organism in Eukaryota, Metazoa, Arthropoda, Insecta, Diptera, Chironomidae. The record is from the annotation of a GenBank genome assembly.
GUCUUCUAAAAUGGCGGAAAGGAACUGAAGAAUUGAAGAUUUAAAUAUUAUUAAAAAGCAUUCAAAUGUGUAAAAAGUGGGCUUAAAUAAUCAAUAAACUAUAACUAAGCGCAUUAUCUAAAGGAAUAAGAGAAAAUUCGAGUGUUUUCAACAUAUUUAAAGUGUAUAAUUAGCAAUUGAAAAUUUUGCAAAAAAAAGUGAAUAAAGAAGAUCCAGUGAUUUGUGUUAAAAAGAAGGUAUUUGUAGCAUAGCAAAGACCGUAAAGCAACUGGAUACUAUUUUAUUUUAGCAAGAAAGGAAUAUAUAGUCAGAUUGCAUUAAAAAAAAGUAAUAGUAUUUUUUCAAGAAUAUGAAGCUAUGAGGGAAUGAGAAUAAUCAAUAGACAAGACAUAGACACAGAAAUGAUGGAUGAAAAUUCACUAAAUGGUGCUCAAAAUCAAAUUGGUGUCGGUCAAAAUCGCGUAAAUAAUAUAGCGACUGGUGACAAAGUAAAUGAUGAUCCAAGCAAUGGAAAUGCUCAAAAUGUUCAGCCUCAAUAUACGAUUCCAGGAAUUUUGCAUUUUAUUGAGCACGAAUGGCAACGGUUUCAGGCUGAACGUUCACAAUGGGAUACAGAUAGAGCCGAGUUACAGUCAAAAAUUGCUGUGUUGUUAGGCGAACGAAAAGGUCUUCAAACAACCCAUUCGGACUUGAUACGUCGAAUUAAAAUGCUUGAAUAUGCUUUACGACAAGAACGCAUUAAGUUUCAUCGCUUAAAAUUUGGAUGUGAUCCACCGACAAUUGACUUAACACAAUCACCUGAUGAACAGGCAUUAGCGAAUGAAAUUGCCACAGAUGCAGAUUUUCCAUACAGUCCUGUAACAAAUCAAAUGUGGGAGCGUGGACGUGCACGCCUACAAAAUUAUUUGAAAGAAAUUGGAUGGACAGAGACAAUAAUUGAUGUGCGUUCAAAGUGUACCAGAAAUUUAUUGAAAUUAGGCAAUGCGGAACAAGAGGAAAAUAUAAAUCCAAAUGUAAACGGUACUGAAACUAAUAAUAAGCGCGCAAGUGAAUCCCAAGGUAUGUGUUCACAAGAAAGCAGCGAGUAUGAUAAUGAAAGCAAUUUUUAUAUCAUAGGACGCGAUCAACCAGCAAAAAAGAGUCAGCAAGCUAUGGCUGAUGCUCUCUUAUUGGACACAGAAGCAGCUGUAAUGUCUAGCUUUGCCUUUCUUGAGCCCGCCGAUGUUGAAAUGGACGAAGAAGAUUAUAUGGGAGAUGAUAUGGAUCUUGUAACUGGCAGUGAUAUAAAGCAGUUAAAAAUGAAAACCAAAGGUGUAAUUGUAAAUGAUGAUGAUGCAGACGCUGAGGCAGAAGAAGUGCUGAAUGAUUUGAAUCGUUUAGCUGAAGGCGAGGAUGCCAAUAUGAAUAUGGUUGUCAAUAAUCAGCGUAUCAAUGAUGGAUCAAUGAAAAGACGUGUAAUGACUGGUAUGGGACCAGGCGUAAAUGAUGAGGAAGUUGAUAGUAGCCUCGGUCUUGGUGAAUUGGCAGAAUUGACCGUGACCAAUGAAUCAGAGUCGACUUACGAUGUCAAUAAUUCUAAAGAGUCAUAUCGUAAAACAUGGAAUGCAAAAUAUACAUUGCGUAGUCAUUUUGAUUGUGUAAGAGCACUAGCAUUUCAUCCGAAAGAGUCUGUCUUGAUAACAGGCUCUGAGGAUCAUACUUUAAAAUUGUGGAAUCUCCAGAAAACCGUUCCGGCAAAGAAAUCAGCAUCUCUUGAUGUUGAACCACUUUAUACAUUUAGAGCUCACAAUGGACCAGUUUUAUGUCUUGCAAUGUCCACAAAUGGUGAUCAAUGCUAUUCUGGAGGACUUGAUGGUGUCAUAAAUUGUUGGAAUUUACCUAACUCUAAUAUAGAUCCAUAUGACAGUUACGAUCCAGACGUGCUGAAAUGCAGUCUAGAAGGUCAUACGGAUGCAGUGUGGCGACUCGCGGUAAAUCAUACGAAAGGAAAUCUUGUGUCUGCUUCGUCAGACGGUACUGUCAAACUCUGGUCACCACAAUCAAAGCUCCCAUUAUUAAAUACAUACAGUAAUGAAACGGAAGGAAUUCCAACUUCUGUCGACUUUGUUCGUGAUGAAACAGAAAAAAUAGUUGUGAGUUAUAAGAGUGCAGUCUCAAUAAUCCAUGAUGUAGAGACGGGAAAGCCAUUGCUAAAGUUAACACCAAAUGGUAUGUCUGGACCCACAGAUCCAUCAAAGUAUAUUAAUCGAAUUAUAUCACAUCCAACAAUGCCGAUAAUCAUAACAGCACAUGAAGAUAGAUGGAUUCGAUUUUACGAUGUAAACGAUGGCACAUUACUUCACGCAAUGGUCGCACAUUUAGAUGCUGUAACAAGUUUAGCAAUUGAUGUUCACGGUCUUUAUUUAUUAAGUGGCUCACACGAUUGUUCAAUACGAUUAUGGAAUAUUGCAAAUAAAAAGACUUGCGUGCAAGAGAUAACAGCUCAUCGGAAGAAAUUUGAAGAAAGCAUUCUCGACGUGGCAUUCCAUCCUACAAAGCCAUUUAUCGCCAGUGCUGGCGCUGAUGCAAUUGCAAAAGUGUUCGUUUAAUCAUAAAAAUGAGAUGAUGAGAAAAAUAUUAUGAAAAAAAAGUAUGAUAAACAAGAAAAAAAAUAAUAGUAAUAAUGAUACUACUGAUAAUUAAUAAUCCAAAAAAAAAACACACAUAACUAAACCUACUGAUUAUCGGUAAUAUACAGCGAUUUAAAAUAUAAAGUAAAUAAACAUUAUUAUUAUUAUUAAUUAUUAUAAAGCACGCCAUCUUGUUAAUAACUAGAUGUGUUACUGAGUGUGGUAAAGUGAAACAUUUUAAAAGAAAAUCAGUGAACUAUCGCCAUUAAAUUGUUUUCAAUUAUUAUAUUAAAUAUUUAUAUACUUUUUUAAUUCAUAUCAUAUUCACACCUUAAUAAACGGUCAAAAAUUUAUGAGCUCGAUAGUUUCGAUAGCUUUUACAGAAAUGGCAAACAAAAUCUGAUCGUGAGGGUGCGAAUAUGUUUGGAAAAGCAUUUUGCUUUCCUUAUCAGUUUAUUUAUUAAUAAAUGCAAGAUAAUAUAAAAAGAUGCGAGAAAACGAUAAUUAAACUAUUAUGAUUAUUGAAAUAAAUUAAUUG